This is a messenger RNA of Rubroshorea leprosula, 1062 nucleotides long. The record is from the annotation of a GenBank genome assembly. Lineage: Eukaryota; Viridiplantae; Streptophyta; Magnoliopsida; Malvales; Dipterocarpaceae.
CACUCGAACUUGUUUCGAUAGUUCAACAAGUCCUUUGCUCUUUAAGAUGCCCCAUGAAUGUGUUCCUGCUUUGCAUAGGAUUUUUGGCAAGAAGCCAGACAUACGCGAGCCAGGGCUCCCACUCAUCGCAACACACAGUCCAUAUGCUUCCUUGCCAAAAUCCGUUCUACAUUCUGAUUGCAAGAUUGUUUAUAUUUGUAGAGACCCAAAGGAUGCAUUCAUCUCCUUGUUUCACUUUAGAGCCAAGCUGAGACCUCAGGAAAUUGAACCAAUUUCUUUGGAGGCGGCUUUUGAUCUAUAUUGUGAAGGGAAGUCUGACUUUGGACCCUUUUGGGACCAUAUUUUGGGGUAUUGGAGGGCUAGUUUGGAAAGGCCAGGGAAGAUAUUGUUUCUAAAAUACGAAGACAUGAUGAAGGAUACAACAUUCUAUGUCAAGAAAUUGUCAGAGUUCAUGGGAUACCCUUUUUCCUUAGAGGAAGAAAAAGAAGGUGUGGUGCAAAAAAUUGUAGAGCUUUGCAGUUUUGAGUUUAUGAGCAAUUUAGAGGUAAACAAGAAUGGAAUGUUAUUUGGAAUUCGAAACCAUCAGGUUCGAAACAAAGACUUUUUCCGGAGGGGGAAGGUUGGGGAUUGGAGGGAUCAUUUGACACCUGAGAUGGCAGAACGCCUUGACAAGAUAAUUGAGCAAAAACUAACUGCUUCUGGUUUUGGAAGAGACUGGUUGAAUGUGAAACCAGUUCUGGAAGAGCAGCAAGUUUGAAUUAGGAUGAUAUCUGAAGCUUUCUGUGCUUUUCUAUAAUUUGUAUUUUUUUUUUUUUUUAACAUUUGAUUAUGGAAGAAACAACAUUUAUCAAUCCACAAAUAAUUUCUCACAUUUCAUAAAUUUCUUCCCCUCUGUCUCAAAAUUACAUUUUUCUAUCCUCUUCAUUGCACAGCUAUCCAAUCAAUCUUAUCAAUUAGGCCGUUUCUACUGCUUUGUCUUCACUUCUCUGCUCCUCCUUGGAUCCUUCAUUUUUGGCCAAAAAAUGUCUGGCAACGGCAUUGAAAUAAAUCAAAUUCAGAACU